Molecule: messenger RNA, 4339 nt
Organism: Diorhabda carinulata
Lineage: Eukaryota; Metazoa; Arthropoda; Insecta; Coleoptera; Chrysomelidae
Product: acyl-CoA:lysophosphatidylglycerol acyltransferase 1-like
Exons: 6
Coding region: 329-1450 (373 amino acids)
Cellular component (GO): endomembrane system
Molecular function (GO): acyltransferase activity
Source: RefSeq, a predicted model, not a curated record
UAUAUAAAAGACACUUGACAGAAUUUAGUUGUUAUCAUAUUUUAGGAUUAACUUUUUCAAGUCAAAUUAAGUGAUUGUAUUAACCGGGUACAUUAGUUUUAAGUAUUUGUGUAUAAGAGUGAUGUAAAAUUUUAUGAUACAUUUUCUAACGUGUGUUCCAAAUUAUAUCUAAUUAAGAUAAGAGACACAUAUUUAUAUAAUAUUAUCGAUUAUUUUGAGGAACGAUGUCAAAAGUCAGGUUAUAAUUUGUUGAAAAACUUUUAUUUAUGCUCUGGUGACGUAAUUAUUAAGGAAUGAACUUUAGUAAAAAGUGAAAAAUUAAUAUAAAAUGGAUGUUCGAAAUUCAAUUAGAGACUGGUAUAAAAUACCAAAAGGUAUACUAAGGCUGUGCUUUAUUUUAAUAAAUAAUUUAUAUUCAAUACCAACGUAUGUGAUGUGGAUGUUCCUCUUGUUACCACUCAGAAAAGUUAACCCAGAGGUUUAUUGGAAGAUCGAAGGAUAUUUUUUCCAUUGGCUUUUAGCCAUGGUUUCAUUAUGGAGUUAUUCGGCAGGUUAUAACAUUGUGGAAUUAGGAGAUGAUCUUACGGAAUGUUUAGAUGAUCGGACACUUGUAAUAGCAAAUCAUCAAUCUACAGCUGAUGUGCCUUUAUUAUUUGCUUGUUUCAAUCCGAGGAAACAAAUUAUACCAAAUAUAAUGUGGAUCAUGGACAGUGUCUUCAAAUAUACAAAUUUUGGAGUUGUUAGUGUAUUGCACAAGGAUUUUUUUAUUAUGUCGGGUAAGGCAAAGCGUGAAAAAUCUCUCCAAGAAUUCAGAAAACAUUUGUUGAAUUAUUACAUCCCCCUUAAAAGGAAAUGGUUGGUAUUGUUUCCCGAAGGUGGAUUUUUAAGGAAACGGAAAGCUAUAUCUCAACGAUAUGCCGAAAAAAUGAAUUUACCCAAAUUUGAACAUGUUACUUUACCAAGAGUUGGAGCUAUGCAAGUUAUAAUGGAUACUUUGAGUCAAAAGAGUGUCAUAAAUAAUAAUUCUAAUUCUGAAAAUAGUGAUAAAACAGAAAUUCCAAAAAUCGAAUGGGUCCUCGAUAUAACGAUCGCAUAUCCUAACGGUUGGCCUGUAGAUCUGAGCCAUAUAGUAUUUGGACAUCGUGAAGCUUGUGAAACAAUUAUGUUCUACCGAUUAUACCCCUGCAAAGACCUACCUCAGGAUUCAGAAAAUCUUACUAAAUGGGUGUUCGAUAGGUGGUCGGAGAAAGAAAAAAUGUUAGAUUCCUACUAUCGGACCGGUACAUUUACUUGUGAUUUUAAUAGUAAGAAGUGUGUAGGUCCGCGUCGGGCUGUAGUACAAGAUUAUUUGAGAUUUGCUAUAUUACACGUAUUUUUUAUAGCUUCAACUUAUUUGCACGUACAGAUGUUUGUGGCAGCUUACAACUAUUACAAUUAUUUUGUUUAUUAACAUCCCCAUAUUUAGUAUUUCACCAAAUUCAAAAAUUAUAUCGAUUUUCGAGAAAUAACAGAACUGAAAAUAUAUUUUUUUAUAUACUAGGUGUAUAUUGAGUGUGAUUUAAUAUUUGAUGUACAAUAUCAACUAAAAAUUUCUAUGUAUUCGAAGUUUUUCUUAGUGUACUGUCAAAAAAAAAAUAAUAUUCUUGUGAUAUAUUAAUGGCAUGAGGCUCAUUUGACUUUGAUGUUUCAAAGUAGUUCAUUUAUUUCUAUAAUUAUGACGUUUACGAGUAGUUCAUUCGACUCUAUAAGUUUGGAUGGCCCAAAUUAGUACAUUUAUCGCUAGAAGCCAAUCAACGUUGAAAGGAAGUUCAUAUGUACCCGUCAUCAACAUAUCCUCGAAAUUUAAUUUUAUUUUGCAAUAUUUUGGUUUUAAUGUCGAUUUUUCUUUUUCUGUAUUUAAAUUAAUGAAAUUUUUUUUCUUGUUUUCUCUGAAAAUCAAAAAUUUGACUGUAAAAAGAAAUUUUUCUAACAUUUCAAUUGACCGUAUAGUCUUUGGCGUUCCAAAGUAGUUAAUUUGUGUCUAGAAGCCUAUCAAAGCUGAUGAGUAGUUCAUUUGUACCCUGUUAUCAGCAUAUCCUCGAAGGUCUUUUCAAUAUUUUGGUGUUGAUAAGUUUUUCUUCAGUAUCUAAAUAAAUAACAUAUUUUUUUGUCUAUCUGGAAAUCAAAACUUUGACUUGUAAACAGUAUCUUUGACUUUUCAAAGUAGUUCAUUUGUUUGUAUAAUUAUCACUUUUAGUACUUCAUUUGUUUGUUGUCUUGUAAACACUAUCUUUGACGUUUAAAAGUAGUUCAUUUGUACCCCAUUAUCCUUGAGGUUAAUUUUAAUUCAAUUGUUUUGAUUCUUUUGCUAUCUUUCGAUUUUGUUUUCGAUUUUUUCCUUCAAUUUUCAAAUAAAUUACAUUUUUGUUUUUUUUUACUGAAAACUAAAACUCAUAAACAGUAACUUUUCCAGUACUUACUUUUCCAGUACUUCAUUUAAUAAUAUAGUCAUCGACGUUACAAAGUAGUUCAAUUGUCUCUGGAAGCGUAUCAACGUUGAAUAGUAGUUCAUUCUUACCCCGUCAUCAGCAUAUCCUCGAAGUUCAAUUUUAUUUAAAUUUUUUAAAUUACUUUGCUAUAUUUGGUGUUUUUAUCGGUUUUUUUCUCAACCAAAACUUUGACUUGCGUUUCAAAGCAGUUCAUUUGUUACUAUAAUUAUAACAUUUACCAGUAGCCCAUUCGACUCUAUAAGCUCUAAUGUUUCAAAGUACUUUGUUUGUUUAUAGAAACCUAUCAACGUUGGGGAGUAGUUCAUUUGUAGUCCGUCAUCAGCACUCACUUAUCUUCAGUAAAGUUAUUAAUUCUAAUUCAAAGUAGCCUGUAUAAUAUCGAAUUAUAAAUGUCGUAAAGUGUGUGAUAAAAUAUCUUAUGAACCUGUUGUAAUUUACAAAAAUUCUUAUUUUUAUUUAAGAUCUUUUUUCAGUUUCUUUUCGUACUAUAAAAAAAAACAGUUAACAAUUUCUAUCAAAAUAAGGAUUCGUUUAAAAUUUAGUUUCAACUGAUAUCCUUCUGUACUUCGAUUUUAAGUUCCGAUAGUUAUCUGGUAACAUACUAAAGCUCAAAUUUGCAUUUUUGUAAUUCUCUUGGAGAAAAUUGAGUUGUAGUCCCCAAAAGUUACUUCUCAGCUCUUUAUCGGCUCCUAGUAAUCAAACUAUGGGGAGUUCAUUGUUUUUUUCUUAUCAUUACCCAAAAAAUAUAUACAAAUAUUCUAUGUGGACUGAAGUUAGGGUAAUUAGAGAAUAUAUUCUACAAAAAAUUAUAUUUAUACAUAAAUAUUUAUUCUCAUGAUUCAAUUUUUCUAUAUUCUUAAAAAAUGAUGAUAUAAUCAUUUAAAAUUAAUAAUUGUAUUUUAAAAAAAGAGAAAAUUGAUAACGAUUAGUUUAUAUUGUGAAUAUUUAUUGUAUGAGCCUUAAAGCAUAAAGAAAAAUGACAUACAUAAAAAUAGACAGGGUAAAAAAGACAUUGUACUUUGUACAAGAGAAUGCAAUAACUCUUUCGUUGUUAUAUAACUCUAGAAGAAGUUCAAAAUAUUGAAUAGAAUUGUAGUAUUUGGAAAAUAUCCUGGGAUUAAUUUUACAAACAUCAGUUUAUUUUAAAAAUUAUUAAGGAUGAUAUUUCAAUUUUUAUCAUGAAUUAUUCCAUGCCACAAUUGAACGUUUUCUUAGCCACUCUAAUUUCUUUUCAAUAACUCUGAUGGAUGAAUGUAUAAUAAACCAAUAAUACUCAGGUAUCGAUAAAAGAAUCGUUACUUACAUUUUUUAUCAUAAAAUUUAAAACAAAUUUUAAAAAUAGUAAUAAGUAUUGGUAUAAAUAUUAUACAUACAAAGGAUUAUACGCAGAAAGGCAGGUUUUGUAGUGAUUCCUAACAAUAUUGAACAAUUUCUGAGUGUAGCGAUCAGAUAAGAGUCUUUUCGAAGGUGCAGAGGUACCAAUGAUCGAAUAAAUUCGUGCUUUUCAUUAAGAAAACAUUCUAGAUAUCUUAGAAGAACUUCCCGAAAGAAGUAUUUGUUUUGUGAAAAGAAAAUUUAGAUGCGAUCCACAAGGUUAUUGAAAGCAACUUAUACAUCCAACUGUGGAGGAAAUUGUCGAAGAAGGUUCAGAAUAUGUACCAAGAAAAAUUUUUCAAUCAUCUGGCGUCGAAUUAUGAGAUAUUUGCAAGAAUUGAAUGAUAUCUUUGUGAAAAUGGAAGCUUCAAACCAUUUUAUGUGAGUUGUCGAUUAUCCGUAAUCUGUAAAUGGAAGAAAACAUUCUAGAUAUCUUAGAACUUCCCGAAAGAAGUAUUUGUUUUGUGAAAAGAGAA